Molecule: messenger RNA, 3317 nt
Organism: Chelmon rostratus (copperband butterflyfish)
Lineage: Eukaryota; Metazoa; Chordata; Actinopteri; Chaetodontiformes; Chaetodontidae
Product: proline-rich protein 5-like
Exons: 10
Coding region: 310-1743 (477 amino acids)
Biological process (GO): TORC2 signaling
Cellular component (GO): TORC2 complex
Source: RefSeq, a predicted model, not a curated record
GAGCGCCGCGCUGACAUCUCGAGGCUCGCGCGGGGUCAGGUCCACAUCUCGUUAUCUUUCCAGGAGAACGUGCGCAGCCCUCGCGCGCUGUUAUCUGAAGCGCCGAAGAGCCGCGGCGGCGGAGCGUUUAGCCCGGUGUGGAGCCCCCGAAACACAGAGAUACUGGACUUAUUUCUGGUUUCACUGCCGGAUUUUGACACGGAGGACACUUGCUACUGAAGGGAGCGAGGAAGACUUCUGGAAAAAUGCUGGUUUGUCGGUGGUGGUUGCAGGGCGGUCGCUAGGUUGCAGCUGUCUGUCAAGGCUAACAUGGAACGAGAGGGCUCGUUUAGGAGGAUUUCGAGGAGUCUCCACAGCAAGCUCAGGCUGGGCAGCGGCUCGUCCUCCAGUCUGACUGACCUCUCGCAGGCGAAAACCCCAGGAGGAGGAGGAGGAGGAGGGGAUAAGGGAGGAAUAACGGGAGGACUGGCAGAGGAGUGCAGCAAGGACAAAGGGACCCAGCAGAGAAGAGCCGGGGCCAACGCCACCUGGAACAGCAUCCACAAUGCAGUGAUAUCAGUUUUCCAGAGGAAGGAUCUUGGGGAAAAUGAACUCUACGCUUUGAAUGAAGGUGUCAGGCAGCUGCUGAAGACGGAGCUGGGCUCCUUCUUCACUGAGUACCUUCAGAACCAGCUGCUCACUAAAGGCAUGGUCAUACUGAGAGACAAGAUCCGCUUCUACGAAGGUCAGAAGUUACUGGACUCCCUGGCCGACACAUGGGACUUCUUCUUCUGUGAUGUUCUGUCCAUGCUGCAGGCCAUCUUCUAUCCUGUACAGGGAAAGGAGCCAUCAGUGCGUCAGUUGGCUCUGCUCCACUUCAGGAACAUCAUCACCCUCAACCUGAAACUGGACGAGGCUUUGUCUCGACCCCGAGCCAGAGUUCCUCCUUCUAUCAUACAGAUGCUGCUAAUACUACAGGGAGUCCAUGAAUCCAAAGGUGUGACAGACGACUACCUUCGCCUGGAGUCUCUCAUCCAGAAGGUGGUCUCUCCCUACCUCGGCACUCAUGGCUUAUAUUCCAGAGAUGGAUCCUCCAAUUUGCACUGCUCCUCCUGCCUUUUAGAAAAGCGUUUGCAGCGCUCCUGGCCCUCCAAACCAGGCAACUCCCCCGUUGCCAAGAACCCAGUGGUACGCUCCAAGAGCUACAACGUUCCCAUGCUGACCCCUGUGGUGGAGUACGACGUGGACUCCUCCGCAGGAGGUGGCGCAGGUAUCAGACGGCACUCCGUCUCUGAGAUGACGUCCUGCUUGGAGGAGAGCAGCUCUGUGGCUGAAUCCACAACCACGGCCACCAACAACACCAGCACAUCGAGCCUCGCCAACCACUCUCCAGCUUCCACAGCCUCUGCUGCACUUUCAGACACUGUGACCUCCAACCAGGACCCCCGGCCCAGAGACGCCGACAGCCCCCACCCCCUCCACCAACAGCAUCACUCUCCCUGCAUCCUCCCUGAGCCUUCCCCAGGCGAGGACACACACUGCACAGGCUCGCUGGUGUCCGACUCGCCGGCGUCCUCCAGAGUGCUGGCUCAGGACACGAGCUCGGGCCCCAGCCCUCCGUCCAGUCCGGAGAUCGUGAUGGACCACAUCCUGGAGUCUUUGGACUCGGAGCCGGAGCACGACGGCAUCUUUCUGGACUUCUCCAGGCGUUGCUCUGGGGGGUCGACGCACAGCAAAGACAGCAGCCGGCAGAGCGUGACAUGACACACACACACUGAUGCAGGGACAAACAAUGCUGAGCCAUUCCUCGCUCCCUGUGACGCCUCCUCGAGAGGCUCAGCGGGGAUUCUUUCAAACUUUUAUAAGAAUUUGGCAUUUUUUAAGUGUAUACCCCCACCCACCAUCAGCUCUGGCCUUUCUGAGAAGCUACAAUCACAAAAAUCACUUUCAAACUAGUCUCCAGACGAGUGGUUUUGCUCUCUCAGAGGGGAUAUUUUCCCAGUUUUCACUCACGAAUGAAAACCUGGAAAAAGACGAACUAGCCAGUGGUGACAGGACACAUCCCAGGGGCAGGCGCACAUGCUGAAGAAAUGUUUUACUAAGACCAGGGCUGUUGAUUAGCUUUAGCUGUCAAAUUCAAACUUUUCACAUUUCAAAUGUCAAAGAAACUCUCCAGUUUGACCAGUGAUGCUUCUUCAUGGUUGGAUGAACUUAUUUUAUUAAUUGACAAUUAAAAUAUUUUGAAUUGUGGCACUGAAGUCUAAACCUGUUGGAUUCUGCUCCUCUACUACCAACCAAAACCCUUUAUUUAUGUUUUGUGCAGUGGUGGAAGACGUACUCGCAUCUUGUAUAAGUGCUGCAUUCAAAGUAUUAUCAGUAAAAUGUACUUAAAGUACCAGAAGUAAAAGUGCAGGAUGGCCUAUUUCAGAAUAAUAUACAUGAUAUUACCUGAUUCAUACUGAUGCAUUUAUGUGCUCAUCACUAUACUGUUGCAGCUGGUAGAGCUUAUUUUAAUUACGUUAUUUGUUGCUGGGUAGCUUAUUCUAUAAUAAUACAUCUAUUUAUUAGUUGAUCUCUAUUUUUUCUUAAUAAUCUGAAUCUGCAAAGUAAUUUGUAGUAACUAAGGUUGUCAAAUAAAUGUAGUGGAGUAGACGUAAAGCAACAGAAGAUGGCAGUACCUCAAAAUUGCACAGUACUUGAAAAAAGUGACAUAAAGACUAAACUGGUUUUGUCUUUAGCUUCUUAGACCAAAUCUGGAGGAUAUUGAGAGAUGUGUUUAUACAUCAGCUGAAGGGAAGAAGGCAUUAGAAUUGCAAUUGCAGUGUGUCAUAUUUUUGCUUUUAGGCCUCACAUAAGCUCAGUGACACAUUUCACGCCUCAUUGUUUUUUGCUGCUCUGAUGUUUGAGCAAAUCCAUCUUUCCUGGCACCGUCAAAAUAAAAGCCUGCCCCGCCGCUCAUUCAGUGAAAUCAGACUUCUGGUAGGUUUUGAGAAAAGAUUUAGACUUAUGGCAGAAAUGUAGCUCAGUCUUGAAGACGAUGAUGAACUCAGCCUUCGCAGUUUGCCAACAAGAUAACAGCCGACAUUGUUUCGCCUGCGUUCAGCUGUUUUCAAACCUUGGACCUCCUUCCUCCCACUUCCUGCCGAAUGCUAAUCGUCACUGAAACCCGCCUCUGCGUCAGCUCAGAGGAUGUGUGAUUCAUAAGAGUUUCUCAUAAGGAAAUGUUUUAGUCAAAGUGUAACUGAAGCUGUGUAGACAAAGGCCUCUGCUAGGAACGAGGGGAGAGUUUUGAUUUGCUUGUUUUCAUGGUAAUCAUUUAUAAAAAAGAAGAGUCUGCA